AUGUGUGAACAGGUUUCUCCUGAGUUGAAAAAGGUUGAAGUUGAAAUAUCUUAUAUGAGAAAAACAGAAAAGCAGUGCAAAGAUGCUGAAGGAAAUAAGUUUGUAUUAGGGGGCCUGGCCUCCCGCAGCCGGGGCGCCCUGAACGACAUGGUCACCAUCUGGAUCAGGAAGUUCAUGACCAACCGCUUGCUCCAGCGGAAGCAGAUGGUCAUCGAUGUCCUUCACCCUGGGAAGGCCACGGUACCCAAGACAGAAAUUCGAGGGGAACUUGCCAAAAUGCACAAGACCACUCCAGAUGUGAUUUUCGUGUUUGGAUUCAGAACCCAUUUUGGUGGCGGCAAGACAACCGGCUUUGGGAUGAUUUACGAUUCUUUGGAUCAUGCAAAGAAAAACGAGCCCAAACACAGACUGGCAAGACACGGCCUGUAUGAGAAGAAAAAAAACCUCAUGCAGAGAAAGGAGCGCAAGAGCAGAAUGAAGAAAAUCAGGAGGACCGCCAAGGCCAAAGUUGGCGCCGGCAAAAAGAAGGAGUAA
Messenger RNA from Sorex araneus (European shrew), 534 nucleotides. Its product is annotated as 40S ribosomal protein S24-like. Gene Ontology annotation, biological process: translation. The transcript has 2 exons. Gene Ontology annotation, molecular function: structural constituent of ribosome. The record is from RefSeq and is a predicted model, not a curated record. The coding region runs from base 1 to 534 and encodes 177 amino acids. Lineage: Eukaryota; Metazoa; Chordata; Mammalia; Eulipotyphla; Soricidae. Gene Ontology annotation, cellular component: ribosome.